GCAACCUGCUCAGUUCAGAAGUCUCCAGACCGUCUCCCUGUUCGUGCCGCUCGCUCGAAGAUGCCUCAGCGGUCGCCGACAGUCUCGAUCGUCGUGAACGGGUCGCCCGUCGCACUGGACGGCCCUAACGACACCGAUUUCCGACACUCCAAUGGUCAUGUGGUGAGAGUCUCCCUAAGCCUCCCACCCUUGAAGCCAGACCAGGACGAACGCAGCAGUAGUGGUGCUUCCAGCGGUCCUGGUAGCGACGACGAAACGCCUUUCGAAUGCGAUUUUUCCAGCGUCAAUUACAACAUGAGAUCGCUGGACAGUGGCAUCAGCAUGAAAGACUUGCAGCAGGAUCUCAAAGCGAGCCUCGCCGUGAAGGAUGCCCACGCGAAGGAUGAGUACCACAACGGCGUGUGCUUCAACGUUCUGGAAGCCGGCGCAAACGGAUAUGAUUCUGACAUGAAGUUUCACAUGAAAGAGUUGGAUGGUGUAGUGAACCAUGUGAGCAACGGUGCGCGUGAGGAUGAACAUCCGUUGGAUGCAGCCCUUGCGAACGAGCAAGCCAUUCUUUCGAGGCAGGGUACCGUCCGUGGAGUGAAAAACCUGGUGCGGGCUUCAAUCAAAUGCAUCGUCGAUUCUCAGGAUGGGCGACGCAACUACAGCAGGGAAGAAGCUGGCCGGGUAGUGUUGUACACCACAUCCAUGGGAGUUAUCCGACACACGUGGGAACAGUGUCGCCGUGUGAAGAACAUUCUACAGACUCUUCUGGUGCGCUUUGAAGAACGCGACGUGUUCAUGAACCGAUCGUUCCAGAAGGAAAUCAUGGAACGCACAGGAAUGCCGCACGUUGUAGUGCCCCACAUGUUCGUCGAAGGGCACCUCCUCGGGGGUGCCGAACUGGUGGAACGCCUAAAUGAAACUGGAGAACUUCGCCAGAUGUUGAAACCCUACAAGAAAACCUGUGUUGGUGGCACGUGUCCAAUGUGCGGCGGCUACCAGUACCUCCCGUGUCCGGUGUGCGGAGGCAGCAAGAAGUCUACUCAACAUCGACACCGCUUCUCUUCUUCCAUCAUCUACCUACGCUGCCUCAACUGCGACGAAGGCGGUCUCGUGCGAUGUGAGAUGUGCCUACACGGAGACGGCUGAGACAGCCCCCCAUAGCAAAAGACUAACAAAAGCCCGUGCAAUGGGACCCACUACAGUGUGCAGCCUAGGCCAUGUCGUAGCCCGAUGGAUUUUAGGGCGCUGUGAAUGUUGGUGGCGCCUUUGAAAUGUAACGCUGGAUCUGACUGUGAACGAUACACGGGCAUCAGUGUGUAGUACUUGUGUGGCGUAGCGUACCACACUAAUUUAUUCUCUUUGACGGAGAAUGCCAAGGUGAACGCGCGUUCGAGAUGAACUACUGGUUUUGAUUGAAGGAAACAAAAAAAAAUUGUUGAACAUGCACAAUGGAGCGCGUAUUUGAGAAGUGACACAACAUUUGCCCUCUUCAGAGUUGUAGAGAGCAUCACGGUGUCGCGACACGGGGACAGACCAGGUCAUACCCGUCUGUCCAGAGCAGGCCCUCGCCAUAGCUUUGGACAAUGGCUUUAGGCAGUGGCUAGACAGAAACUACAACAAUGUUGUGGUGCUGCCGUGUGUGAGUGCGUGGUGCAUUGACUACUGCAAGUAGCUGGCCGGCUGCACAGGAAAAUGGGGAUCAUCACGUUCUGAGGGUGACGCUCCGUGCAAGGCAACAGUGCUGAUAUUGACGGUUAAUUGCUUCAAUGUAAAUAAAUUCUAACCAUCUGCAGAUAAAUCAAACUCACAAUAACGGAACGUAAAGUCGCCUUGCAUGAAAAUACAUGAAUCCACAUCUCUGUCACUACUGGUAUCAUCAACACUCUCUCAAGCAUCCCAUUCGGGUUAUGCAGCAUACAAGGCAUACUUAAAUCUAUAAGAGUCAAUUACCGCCAGGGCCUGCAAGAAUUCCCGCAGUGAAAGUUAUUAGAGGAGACUUCUCCCGACAUGACUAUCUCGACACCAGCGUCGCUGACUUUACGUCGUACAAGGCGUUUAUUGCGGGGACCGUUAACAUGUUGCCGUCUGUAGUCCAAGGCUUGUGCGUAUUUUACUGCGUACAAUACGCACUAACAAAGUAACGGUACGAUUGUUCUUAACUAGAGUAGGUUUUGAUGUACAGCCAUCACACUGACCAGCAUAAAGGUAAAUAAAAAUGAAGAGAAAAACACA
Messenger RNA from Ornithodoros turicata, 2220 nucleotides. Its product is annotated as glutaredoxin domain-containing cysteine-rich protein CG12206-like. NCBI's taxonomy places the organism in Eukaryota, Metazoa, Arthropoda, Arachnida, Ixodida, Argasidae. Bases 61 to 1134 code for a protein of 357 amino acids. Gene Ontology annotation, biological process: sensory perception of sound. The record is from RefSeq and is a predicted model, not a curated record. The transcript is spliced from 4 exons.